CCCAGUUCUCAAGUUUUGAGACUAUUCAAGGUUGUAACUGGAGUAACUCUUAGGCGUAAGUCAUGGGCGGUGUCAAGUAUUGUCUACCGUUGCUUUUACUGUCAUUGUUGAUUGCUGAAUGUGCCUCAAGGCCAUUGUAUACUCUCCCAAGUCUAGCAAAAUCUGGAACUAAGAAACCGCUUCAGACUUCUCGUCCAUUCAAUGUUGCACACAGAGGAGCAAACGGCGAGUUCCCUGAAGAAACUGCUCCUUCAUAUAUGAGGGCAAUUGAGGAAGGUGCAGAUUUCAUAGAAUCAGACAUUCUAUCUACCAAAGACGGUGUUCUGAUAUGUCAUCACGAUGUUAAUCUCGAUGAUACAACUGAUGUUGCUGACCACAAGGAGUUUGCUGACCGUAAGAGAACUUAUGAAGUUCAAGGGAUGAACAUGACCGGCUUCUUCACUGUUGAUUUUACUCUGGAGGAGCUGAAAACACUUGGAGCUAAGCAGAGGUAUCCUUUCAGGGAUCAACAGUACAAUGGUAAGUUCCAAAUUAUUACUUUGGACGAGUAUAUAGCAAUAGCACUGGAUGCAACUAGAGUUGCUGGGAUAUAUCCAGAGAUCAAGAACCCUGUUUUCAUCAAUCAGCAAGUGAAAUGGGCUGAUGGUAAAAAGUUUGAGGAUAAGAUUGUGGCAACUUUGAAGAAAUAUGGAUACAAAGGCUCAUACAUGUCUAAAGAUUGGCUAAAACAGCCAAUAUUCAUUCAGUCUUUUGCUGCAACUUCGCUUGUUUACAUUUCAAACAUGACUGACUCACCAAAGGUGUUCUUGAUUGAUGAUGUCACUAUCCUAACUGAAGACACUAACAAGACAUACGCUGAGAUUACAUCAGACAAAUAUUUAGAUUACAUUAAACCAUAUGUGGUUGGGAUUGGUCCAUGGAAAGACACUAUCGUUCCUGUGGAUAAUAACCGUCUGACUACACCAACGGAUUUGGUUGCAAGAGCACACUCACGUAACCUUCAGGUGCAUCCAUACACAUACCGUAACGAGAACCAGUUUCUGCAUUCCGGGUUUCAUCAAGAUGCGUAUUUGGAGUAUGAUUAUUGGAUCAACAAGAUUGGUGUUGAUGGUUUGUUCACUGACUUCACUGGAAGUCUCCACAAUUUUCAGGAGUUGACUUCUCCUUUGCCUAAGCUUCAGUGAUUGGCUCUUUUUCUUUUGCUUUCUAAAGUUAGUUUAAUCUUCUGUUAGGUAUUUUUGUAGGAAUUCUUGGAACUUUUAAUAAUUCUCUUCAGUUUAAUAAAAAGGAGCAACUGCUUCUAUGUUGUUCACAAUGCCUUUGGAAUAACAGUCUAUAGAUGAGUGUUG
Brassica oleracea var. oleracea is the source of this 1349-nucleotide messenger RNA. Its product is annotated as glycerophosphodiester phosphodiesterase GDPD6. Bases 63 to 1184 code for a protein of 373 amino acids. The transcript has 8 exons. Gene Ontology annotation, biological process: lipid metabolic process. The record is from RefSeq and is a predicted model, not a curated record. Gene Ontology annotation, cellular component: vacuole. Gene Ontology annotation, molecular function: glycerophosphodiester phosphodiesterase activity. Lineage: Eukaryota; Viridiplantae; Streptophyta; Magnoliopsida; Brassicales; Brassicaceae.